AUGGACGACGAAAUGUUUGAAGAUCAAUAUGGGCAGGGCGAUGAUGAUACCUUGCCCCCGCCACCCCCAGAUUUCUCAUCUAUGCCCGACGACCUGUUCUCUCAACUUCUCUCACCUUUUGACACCCCCAGUUUGCUUUGGUCUCAGUCCUUCCCAAUUGCUCUAGACAACCAUCCAAGAGGAUUUAUGCGCGCCGACGAAAUCUUCACAGAGAACGGUGGGCCGAUCCCGCUGCCACCGAGGUUCGCUCAGAUCAAGCGAAGUCUUGUCGCGGGGAAGGAGUACGCAAUAGUGCAAUCGUGGGAACGUCUGUUAGUCGCCCUCCGCGCCGAGAUCGCGGUGAUUGGCGUCACCAAGUCCGAUAUCAUUCCAACCAUUGACUUCUCGGAGCUCCAAGAUCACUCCCGCGUGUCCGAGUUCGCCGCCAAGCUCCGACGCCGAGGUGGUGCCGUCAUUCGCAACGUCGUACCGGCCUCGGAAGCCCAUGCUUGGCGGGAGGAGACGGAGACUUACCUCUCAGACAACCCACAUACCAAGGGCUGGCCAACGCGCGACCCUCACCUCUUUGGAAUUUACUGGUCCCCGGCACAGAUCAAGGGCCGUGCUCAUCCCAAUGUCCUCGCCGCCCAGCGCUUCUUGAUGGGCCUCUGGCGGCCCCGGGAUCCGAACGCUCCCGUGGCGGUUGAUCACCCCGUGGCAUACGCCGACCGUCUAAGGAUACGUACCCCCGGAGAUGAGGCCUGGCAUUUGAAUGCUCACGUCGAUGGUGGCAGCGUUGAGCGUUGGGAGAGCGAUGGCUACGGGAACGCUGGAACAUAUCAGCGGAUCUGGGACGGACGGUGGGAGGACUAUGACCCCUGGGACAGCAGCACCCGACUCAAGGUUACCUCAGACCUCUACAACGGCGCGGGCUCAUGCAGCAUGUUCCGCAUGUUCCAAGGCUGGCUCUCCAUGUCCGAUAUCAACCCGGCCGAUGGCACCCUUCUGCUUUGCCCAAUGCUCCAGCUCGCCACGGCCUAUUUCCUCUUACGCCCUUUCUUCUCGCCACGCAAUUCCACGCCGACUUCUCCAGACUUCCUCGCACGUGAGAAUUGGGCGUUGGACUUCGCCCAAACGAGCUUCAUCCAGGGCGCCGUGCCGUCGUACACACAAGAACUCAACUCAGUACUUCACCCGCACCUACAGCUUGACAAGUCUCUCGUGCGCAUCCCACCUGUUCGACCUGGUGACUACGUUGUCUGGCACCCGGACAUGGUGUACGGUGUUGACAGGGUGCCGGUGUCGUCGGCGCCUGCGACAAUUAUGUACAUCCCGGCCUGCCCCCUGACGCAGACCAACGCGCUAUACCUCGCCCGCCAGCGCAAGGCGUUCCUCCUCGGUCAGCCGAGCCCAGACUUUGGGGGCGGUAAAGGGGAGACGACGCACAUGGGUCGACCAGGCGUGCAAGAGGUCAGCGAUGCGGGCGGGGAGGACGGACUGAGGGCUAUGGGUUUGUUGCCGUGGGAGGAUAAGGAAGGGAAGAGUCCAACAGAGAAGGCGCUGGUAAGGAUGGCGAAUGCGAUCUUGUUCCCUGAGAGCUACGAUAUGGUUUAG
Molecule: messenger RNA, 1593 nt
Organism: Colletotrichum spaethianum
Lineage: Eukaryota; Fungi; Ascomycota; Sordariomycetes; Glomerellales; Glomerellaceae
Exons: 1
Coding region: 1-1593 (530 amino acids)
Source: RefSeq, a predicted model, not a curated record